ACAAACAUAGUAGGCCUACAGGCCUACAAAACAAUUUCAGUGAUUACAUGUUAUUUACGUUUAUUUAUUUUAGAUGCACACUUAAUUUGCAAAUGUUCAACAAUUCAACAAAAAGCAUGUCCUGCUGGUAUUGGUGGAUUACUACCUUGUGAUUUUACUCAGCAAAAAAUCAACCAAUCAAUUGUUUCAAUCCUUCCAGUGUCGACGAAUCAUGCUUUGUGCGAAAUCCAAUCAAGCUAUCCGACUUGUCAUCAAAAAUUUGACGAUAACCAUGACUAUUUAAAUUGUUGUAGGUCUACUCGAGAUUUAUUAUGCAGUAUUGAACAAACGAAAUUAUCAAAUAUGAGAAUUUGUCAAAGAAAUGAUAACUGUAUAGAGCGGGCGCAUUGCAAAGAUUCUGUUUGUAAGUUUGUGGUCUACCCAAAUGCUUCUAAUCAUAAGGAAUAUAAUAUAUCAAAAAACCAAACCUCAUUUGAAAAUCAAAAUCGUAAUAAUGGAAAAGAGGAUAAUCACAACAUUGGCUUAUCUAUCGUAGCAGAUUGGUCAAAGAAUACUUCCGCAAUAUACAAUAAUUAUGAAAAUCAUUAUAAUAAAAUUAAAGAGAAAGAUCAGAUCGUAUCUAACCUAGCAGACCUGCUGACAAAUACAUCAGAAAAAGUCAGUUAUCAUUAUGGUAUUUCAGAUAGACCUACAUAUAGUUUUCCAUCGUGUCAUGUCUUGAAUGAAAAUGCAGAUACAUGGACUCCGAAGACGGUAUGGGUUCGCCAACACUGUGAACCAUCAAUUCUACCGAUUACACAAUCAGCUUAUCAACCAACUGAAUUUAAUUCAAUUCAUCGUUGUCAGCAACAAUCCACAUUCCAACAUUGCGAAGAAGCGUCUCACUCUCCGAACAAUUUGCACACUACACCAAAUGAAGGCCGAUCCAUUGAUAGAUCAAAAUCGCCAUCACAUUCAUCCAUAAUAUCAUCAACCAAAGAACUGAAAUUGACGUCACAUUUAAUCCAAUCAUCUAGCACAAAUGGGUUCUACGACGCUUCAGUUGCUGAUUGCUUGGCGAUUCCAACACGGGUUGUUCAUAAUCGCCCUGCAGACAGGCCGUUAAUUCGAACCCUGCCAACGUUUACAGUUCAUGAAAAGAACUCUCCGACCGAAUUGGUCUCAUCAGGCGAUAGGUUACUUAAAGAGUUAGUCUCGUCAAAUGCUCUAAGUGCUAUAUUGCAUGAUACUUGCAAGAAUUCAGCCAUGUUUGACAAAUCUUCAAAACUAAAUACCUUUGAUUCAUCUGCGUCGACAUCGAUUAGCAGAAUAUUAGAAAGAGUCCGAAGCAUUCCUUGUAAAAGUAAUAUCGAAAAGAUCUCAUCCACCCAACUUGUAAGGAAAGCUCAGGUCCAACGAACAAGUACUAGCAACCGUACGAAAUGUGUGCAGAUCUCGUCACCUGAUAGACCAAAUGCUAAACACAAUAGCAGUUAUCGUCAUACGCCUAUCAACCAAGGUCAUAUUCGCUCAGCUGAUGGCAACCGUGCAGAGUCGCAGAACAGUCCAUCAUUCAACAGUCGGCCUACUAUCACUAUUACACACCGCUUCACACCAGUAGGUUCCUCUGCUCCUCAAGGCUUCUCUACUACUUCGAAUAGCAAUAGUCGAACAUGGUCGUCAUCUUAUUCAAAAAACGUUCAAUCGGGAAGAAAGGAGUCCGAGACCCAGUCCUCUGUGGAGGCUCGAAUCAAGCGACCUAUGAACGCUUUCAUGGUCUGGGCGAAAAAGCACCGCCCUAUAGUGGCCAACGUCUUCAACGGGCUUACAAACUCUCAGAUUAGUGUCAAACUUGGAGAGAUGUGGAACGCAUUGCCAAAAGGACAGAAGCAAAGCUACUAUGACGAGGCCGACAUCAUAAAGAGGAAACACAAACGUGAUUUCCCAGGUUGGGUGUACCAGCCAAGACCUGCAAAGAAACGAAGAGAGUCAAAAUACUCAUUAGCAAACCUCUUCCCGUCAGAGGAGGCCAUGCAUGAACACAUGAGAUCAAUAAACCACAAUGAUAGUUUCUCACCUGUACGAAAAGGAAGCUAUUCAGACAAUCGGCAAGGAUCUCCGGUCAAGUAUAAUAAAACCUCAGAUGAACAUCGGGUUAUGAUGGCAGAAAAAACGCAAAAGUUUGUAUUGGAACCAAUACAGGUUAAUCCAGACAAUCCAAAAGAAUAUACAUGCAUGAUGAAAUCAAUUGAUGCGAAGGACCCAACAAAACACGCCUGUCAGCUAGUUCACGUCAUGCCAAUACUAAAAACAUCAUCUGAAGGGAAUGGCGAGCACGCAAGCGACGCCGUUCGACAAAAGACGAUACAGAAAAGUCAGAUGACAACCAAAGAUGCAUUCAAACUAGAAGAGAUGUCAACCAAGCAAGAAUGCAUCAUUAAUGGGAAAUCUGGAUGUAGUGUUAUGUGGUCACCAAUGAAAGCAAACACCGGAGAAAAGAUUAAAAAUCUUCAAAGAUAUACCAGCCAUCGACCUCACCUCGACGAUGUUGCCCUGAACUUUGCCAGCCGUUCGAUCACUAAUGAUCACGACGACAUUGAGGCUGAUGAUCUGAAUUACGAAAAUAUUCAGCAAUAUUGUCUCGAAAGUGGCAUAGCACUGGAAGAAGUACAGCUGAGCGAACAGUCGAGUUCACAAACAAGCGUGGAGCUUGAUCGCCUCUUCUAUGAGAUAUCUAAUAGUGAUGAUGAAGAUAACUUUCGUGAGUGCAAUUCCGAAUGGUUAAGUGCGCCAGAAAUUGAAAUAACUGAUGUAGGCGACGUUACCGAGCUGUGAACAAUCUGCUUUACCAAUAUCUUGAACAUUUAACAUUAGUUUUAUGUAUACUGUAUGUUAAUUACGGUAUUUUUUUUUCAUAAAACCUUAAUAAAAAAAAAAUCAGCAUUUUUGAACUGAACAUAUUCAAUCAUGUGUGAAAAUAUAGAUGGAUGUUUAUAAACUAUGGAAAUGUAAAUUAUAUAAUAAAUCUGAAUGUGAAAAUAUUAUAUUGGUUGAGUUUGAAGAUUUCCACAAAUGACACUAUGGAAGUCAGCGAGCAUGUAUAGAUGUGAUUAAACUUGCAUCAGAGUAUUUAGAU
This is a messenger RNA of Anneissia japonica, 3115 nucleotides long. Its product is annotated as putative transcription factor capicua. Lineage: Eukaryota; Metazoa; Echinodermata; Crinoidea; Comatulida; Comatulidae. The coding region runs from base 343 to 2814 and encodes 823 amino acids. The transcript is spliced from 4 exons. The record is from RefSeq and is a predicted model, not a curated record.